Molecule: messenger RNA, 520 nt
Organism: Vigna radiata var. radiata (mung bean)
Lineage: Eukaryota; Viridiplantae; Streptophyta; Magnoliopsida; Fabales; Fabaceae
Exons: 3
Coding region: 26-424 (132 amino acids)
Source: RefSeq, a predicted model, not a curated record
UUCUGUUAUGACUGAGUGAAAUCUCAUGUUCUUUGACAUUCCUUUACAUAAACUUAGCUCAUUGUCAAAUUCACUUGUUGUUUAUCUAUCACUCCCAAUCUAUGAACAGAUCAUUCAACUUCAAAUUAGAGUCCAUAAAUCUAAUGUCUUGGAGACGUUGCGGAGUAUACAUCCUUUGGCUCAGCGAAUACCGUUGGAAGACAUGGAUAUUUCCAACCCUAAAAUGUUGACUUGUGGGACGCUUGGCUUUCAUUUUAACAUGAACCUUGCUUCUCCUUUCUCUAUUACAUUCAUCCGUCUCUUCCGUUACCUAGAACGUAUGUAUGCUUUGUUGGACAUGUGUGGAAUGGAAUUUCACUCUUACGACUUCCAAAUCCAACUUCAGUACUUUUGCAAAAGUAUAUUGUACACUAGUUACGUGUGAAUAAAGAUAUCAUGACACUUUGUUUAUUGCAUUAUCUAACAAUCUGUGCGAUGUGAAUUGCUCUUACAAGGAAGACAAAUGUAUUUGGAUCCUUUU